Messenger RNA from Lepisosteus oculatus (spotted gar), 4708 nucleotides. RefSeq names its product 5-methyltetrahydrofolate-homocysteine methyltransferase (gene mtr). NCBI's taxonomy places the organism in Eukaryota, Metazoa, Chordata, Actinopteri, Semionotiformes, Lepisosteidae. Gene Ontology annotation, biological process: homocysteine metabolic process; tetrahydrofolate metabolic process. Gene Ontology annotation, molecular function: cobalamin binding; zinc ion binding; methionine synthase activity. The record is from RefSeq and is a predicted model, not a curated record. Gene Ontology annotation, cellular component: cytosol.
AUCCUAGGUCGUUAAAUGCACAAAAAGCAAAGUGAAUACAGUGUCGCCAAUACCGAGCUACUUUCCACAGCUGCCAACGAGACUGAACUGGCGAAGUGCACAACUGCGGAGGCGCAUGCGCCGUCUUCUACGUCCUCGGUGACGCCAGUGCUCCCAGUGAAGUUUGUAAACGUGUGGGGAGGACCGAGUCCGGCGGUGUUACACAAGUUGUUUCACUUGUGUCAUUACAAAACGCCGCUUGGGCGUCUGUUUAAAACCUGCAGACACCUUCCAACAGGACUAAGAAUCCGGACCAUGGCACCUACAAUUCACGAUUGUUCCAAGGACUCAGGUGGGAGCAGCAUACAGGAUGAAGUAAAGGCGCUUCUACAGCACAGGAUUCUGGUACUGGAUGGAGGAAUGGGGACCAUGAUCCAGCAGAGAAAUUUGGAGGAGCAGGACUUCAGGGGAGAGGAAUUCAAGCAGCACCCUAAAAGCCUGAAAGGAAACAACGAUCUCCUGAGCCUAACACAGCCUGACGUUAUCUAUAAGAUUCAUCAGGAAUAUUUGCUGUCCGGAGCUGAUAUCAUUGAAACAAACACGUUCAGCAGCACAAGCAUAGCACAGGCUGACUAUGGACUUGAAGAUUUGGCAUACCGUCUUAAUAAAGUUUCGGCAGAGGUGGCCAGGAAGGCUGCCAGCGAUGUUGCUGCCCAGACAGGCAUUAAAAGAUAUGUGGCUGGAGCAAUUGGACCAACCAACAAGACUUUAUCUGUCUCUCCCUCUGUGGAAAGACCAGACUUCCGGAAUAUUACUUUUGAUGAACUGGUGGAAGCUUACGCAGAGCAGACCAGAGGCCUCCUGGAUGGAGGGGCGGAUAUUUUGCUAGUUGAGACCAUUUUUGACACAGCCAAUGCCAAGGCAGCGCUGUUUGCAAUUGAUAAACUUUUUGAGGAGCAAUAUGAGCCAAGACCCAUAUUUAUCUCAGGGACCAUUGUGGACAAGAGUGGACGCACCCUCUCUGGACAGACAGGAGAGGCCUUUGUCAUCAGCAUGUCUCAUGCCAAACCUCUGUGCAUAGGACUGAACUGUGCGUUGGGUGCAGCCGAAAUGAGGCCUUUCAUUGAAGCCAUCGGAAAAAACACAACCUCUUAUGUGAUCUGUUAUCCCAACGCAGGUCUUCCUAAUACCUUUGGGGAAUAUGAUGAAACUCCUGAAUUGACAGCAAAAAAUUUGAAGGAAUUCGCUGAGGAUGGGUUGCUAAACAUUGUUGGUGGCUGCUGUGGAACUACUCCUGCGCAUAUUCGGGCAAUUGCCGAUGCCGUGAAGCACUGCCAACCCAGAAUUCCUCCGUCUGCUCUGUUUCAAGACUACAUGCUCCUAUCAGGACUGGAGCCUUUCCGGAUCGGCCCUUACACAAACUUUGUCAACAUUGGCGAGCGCUGCAACGUUGCAGGGUCCCGGAAGUUCGCCAAGUUGAUCAUGUCAGGAAAUUAUGAGGAGGCACUCAGCAUUGCCAAGUCCCAAGUGGAGAUGGGCGCCCAGGUUCUGGAUAUUAACAUGGACGAGGGCAUGCUGGAGGGGAAGAGUGCCAUGACGCGCUUCUGCAACCUGAUCGCCUCGGAGCCCGACAUUGCCAGGGUGCCCCUGUGCAUCGACUCGUCCAGCUUCUCGGUGAUCGAGGCGGGGCUGAAGUGCUGCCAGGGCAAGUGCGUCGUGAACAGCAUCAGCCUGAAGGAGGGCGAGGAGGACUUCCUGCAGAAGGCGCGCACCGUGCGCCGCUUCGGCGCGGCCGUCGUCGUCAUGGCCUUUGACGAGGAGGGACAGGCCACUGAGACAGAGCACAAAAUCCAGGUUUGCACCCGAGCGUACAAUCUCCUGGUGAACAAGGUGGGCUUCAACCCCAAUGACAUCAUCUUUGACCCGAAUAUCCUCACCAUUGGCACUGGAAUGGAGGAGCACAACAUAUAUGCAAUCAAUUUCAUGAAAGCAACCAGAGUUAUAAAGGAAACGCUGCCAGGAGCCCGGGUCAGUGGGGGUCUCUCCAACCUGUCCUUCUCCUUUCGCGGGAUGGAGGCCAUAAGGGAGGCCAUGCAUGGCGCCUUCCUGUACCAUGCCAUCAAGGUUGGGAUGGACAUGGGCAUCGUGAACGCGGGGAACCUCCCGGUCUACGACGACAUUGACAAGCAGCUCCUGCUGCUGUGCGAGAACCUCAUCUGGAACAAGGACCCAGAGGCCACGGAGAAGCUGCUGCUCUAUGCCCAGAACCACGCCAAAGGGGGCAAGAAGGUGGUUCAGACGGAUGAGUGGCGAAGGGGCACAGUGGAGGAACGUCUGGAAUACGCGCUGAUUAAGGGCAUCGAGAAGUAUGUGUUAGAGGAUACAGAGGAGGCCAGAGCACAGAGCAGCAAGUACCCCCGUCCCCUGCAUAUCAUCGAGGGCCCUCUCAUGAACGGCAUGAAAGUAGUGGGCGACUUGUUCGGAGCAGGAAAAAUGUUUCUGCCACAGGUAAUUAAAUCGGCCCGUGUCAUGAAGAAAGCAGUUGGGUAUCUCAUCCCAUUCAUGGAGAAAGAGAGGGAAGAGAUGAAGGCAGCUUCUGGCAGUACUGAUGACAUAGAUCCCUACCAGGGUACAAUCGUGCUCGCCACCGUGAAGGGGGAUGUGCACGACAUCGGGAAGAACAUUGUGGGCGUCGUCCUGGGCUGUAACAAUUUCAGAGUGAUUGAUUUGGGGGUUAUGACUCCGUGUGAUAAGAUAUUACGCGAAGCCAUUGAGAAAAAAGCAGACAUCAUUGGCUUGUCGGGAUUGAUCACUCCCUCUCUGGAUGAGAUGAUCUAUGUGGCGAAGGAGAUGGAGAGGCUGGGAGUGAGGAUCCCCUUACUGAUUGGAGGAGCCACAACAUCCAAGACCCACACUGCUGUUAAGAUUGCUCCCAGGUACAGCGCCCCAGUGGUCCAUGUCUUAGAUGCCUCCAGGAGUGUGGUUGUGUGUUCCCAGCUUCUAGAUGAGAAUGUGAAAGAGGAAUUCUUUGAGGAAGUUACAGAGGAGUAUGAAGAUAUUAGGCAAGAUCACUAUGACUCACUAAAGGAUAGACGCUUUUUGUCUUUAGCACAGUGCAGGGAAAAGGGUUUCCAUAUAGACUGGCACUCCCACCCCAAACCAGUCAGACCCAGGUUCAUUGGUACUCAUGUGUUUGAGGAUUAUGACAUCCGCAGGCUAAUAGACUACAUUGAUUGGAAACCUUUCUUUGACGUUUGGCAGCUGAGGGGGAAGUAUCCAAAUAGAGGUUAUCCAAAAAUCUUCAAAGACAAAAGUGUGGGUGAAGAAGCCAGGAGAGUGUUUGAAGAUGCACAGAAUCUCCUGAACUCACUAAUAGUCAGCAAGAGACUGAGGACAGUGGGGCUGGUGGGAUUCUGGCCAGCUCAGAGUGUUGGUGAUGACAUCUAUGUCUAUGCCGACGAUGCAAUACCGCGCAGCAUGGAGCCAGUGGCAAAAUUCUUCGGGCUACGUCAACAGGCAGAAAAGGACUCCUCGAACUCAGAGCCAUACUACUGUCUCUCUGACUUCGUGGCACCAUUGCACAGUGGCAUACCCGAUUACAUUGGCGUGUUUGCAGUCGCUUGCUGUGGCGCUGAAGAGCUGAGCAGGGAGUUUGAGGAGCAGUGCGAUGACUACAGCAGCAUCAUGGUCAAGGCCCUGGCCGAUCGGCUGGCCGAGGCCUUUGCAGAAGAGCUCCAUAUGAGGGUUCGCAAAGAGUUCUGGGGGUAUGGCAGUGAAGAAAGCCUCCAUGCCGCUGACAUGCACAAGAUCCAGUACCAGGGGAUCCGGCCUGCCCCUGGUUAUCCCAGCCAGCCAGACCACACUGAGAAGAUGACCAUGUGGAGCUUGGCCAACAUGGCCGAGAAAACAGGAAUAGGAUUAACUGAGUCACUGGCUAUGACUCCAGCAGCAGCAGUCUCUGGACUUUACUUCUCCAGCCCUAAAUCAACUUAUUUUGCUGUGGGCAAGAUUACAAAGGAACAGGUCGAAGAUUAUGCUCUGAGGAAAGGGAUGCCGACAGCUGAAAUUGAGAAGUGGCUCGGGCCCAUUCUUGGUUACGAGACUGAAUGAAUCAGAGACCUUUUCUUCAUAAAGCAUACAUUAACGUUGAAUAUACUUCUUGACCUUAUGUAUUAUGGAACUAGACAUCGUUUGCGGUAGAAGGAAGACUGUUCUGACCUGAUGGUUUUUUAACGGUUUGAACACGGAACAAUUAGGGCGAGUACUGGACUUUUUUCUCAAUUCCACUAGCAAUGGUUUACAUAAAAAAAAUCCACGUUUGAAGAAAAUGUGUUUUUUCCAUGUGGGUUUCUGGUUUCUUUCAUAUGGGGUCCAAAGAUAAAUUGAAAACAAAGUAACAGUUUCUUGAAACAGCUGUAGGGCAUCUGAGGAAUAGCAGAGCUUUGUCUUUUUGCAGUCACAUAGUUCAAGCCUUCAAAUUCAGGACAGUGAGUUGCCUCUACGGUACUGAUUGAGACAUGACUGUGUCUCUUGUGGUCACAUUGCCUGUUUUCAGAGUAAUUUGUUUUUUGAGCCUGAGAUCAGGACAGACAUGACAUUAUGAGUUCCCUUGAUAGUGGCUGAGGCAGAACACAUGCUUUCCUUCAAAAAUCUUAGCCUGGUAGGCAUUUUUUUCACAGGUUGUCCAAAUCUUCAUGUUUAAUAUUAAACUUUUUUUCUGUUCCUUGUG